AUGAGAUUGAUCGCAGGAUUAGGUGGUUUGUUUUGGGGCUCUCAGGAGGGGAAGAGGAAAGUCCAUCAGGUGUCGUGGGACAAAAUCUGCAGCCCAAAGCAUCAAGGAGGUCUUGGACUAAGGACUGCCAGAAGCUUGAACCUUGCCUUCAUGAUCAAACUCGCCUGGAAGAUCCUCAAUAACAAGGAUGAGCUCUGGGUGAAGGUGCUGCAGGGGAAGUACUUCCACCAGCGUGAGGGAAGGAUUUUGGGGAUGAAAAGCAGCAACCACUCCAGCCUGUGGAGGGGGAUAUGCAAAGGUUUCCCCAUGAUGCAACAAGCAACAGUUUGGAGUAUAAGAGAUGGAAGAACGACAGAGUUCUGGAAUCACCCUUGGAUCGAUCACGAAACUAUUCUGGGGGAGCACUGCCUUAGAGAGUUGACAGAGGAGGAACGUUAUAUGACGGUUUCUGAGAUGGCUAAUGAUCGAGGUGAGUGGGAUUGGAGUAGGCUCCAUGAUGUCCUGCCUAAUGAAUUUAUCUGCUGCAUUGCAGGAAUGGAAACACCAGCGCAGGACUUGGGAGAAGACACCACGAUUUGGGGCCUGGAGAGUGAUGGAAGGUUCAUAUUCAAAUCUGCCUACCUCCUUGCAGCGAACGAGAUUGGAAAGGAAGCUCUACCUGACUGGAAGGAGCUGUGGCGAUGGAAGGGUCCAAGCAGAGUGAAACAUUUCCUAUGGCUGGUUCUGUAUAACAGACUUCUCACUAAUCACGAAAGAGCCAAGAGGAACAUGACAGCUGAUUCUUUCUGCAAAGCCUGUGAGGGUGAGGACUUGAGAAUCUUCAAGCAGUGGAUGAUGGACAAUCUCAAGAAAGAGGAAGGAGGAAUCGAGUUCGGGAUAGCCUGCUGGAUGAUCUGGAAACAAAGAAACGAAGAAGUAAUGGAAGGGAAGAAGUAUUCUGAAGCAGCCCUUAUUUGCAGGAUCUGUUCAUGGGUCAAUGUCUAUCAACAGGCGAACAAAAACGAUGCAAAAUGCCUCCUGCAACCUCAGACUCAGCACAACUCUACUGCCAUUGCUUGGAAGCCACCUCGCGAGGGCUGGCUCAUCCGAGACCACUUGGGGUGA
Molecule: messenger RNA, 1104 nt
Organism: Linum tenue
Lineage: Eukaryota; Viridiplantae; Streptophyta; Magnoliopsida; Malpighiales; Linaceae
Source: the annotation of a GenBank genome assembly